CUUGUUUGUGCGUGAAAAUUGCUUAUUUCUUGAUGAAAACUCAAGCAAAUAUGGAUCAAAAGUGGAGGAAUCGCUUCCCUAGUGUAAAACUCGCAUCAAUAGGCAUAAUUUUAUCAGUUCUUUGCUCGUUCCAAGCGGCAAAUGCACAACUUCACAAAAACCUAAAACACUACGAAACGCUGCACGCGGACGAUCUUACGCAUCGGAUCACGAAACGGGGCACCAAGCACAGCAGCCACCCGUACAACACGAUCAAGGAGGUGGAAUUCAAGGUGCUGGGCCGGAACUUCCGCCUGAUUCUGCAUCCGCACAAGGAAGUACUCCACAGUAACUUCCGGGCGUACUCAGUUGACGGAAGCGGAACGGAAUCGAUUGUCCAUUUGGAUCAUGAUAGCUUCUUCAAGGGGAGGGUUUUCGGCGAGACGAACUCCCACGUGAACGCACAACUGGAGAACGGAGUCCUGACGGCUUCAGUGAUGGUUCCAGGCGAGACCUACCACAUCGAACCAUCGUGGAGACAUCUGGAUCAGUUGACCGAUAGGCAUAUGAUUGCCUAUAAGGCUUCGGAUAUCAUGUUCAGCUGGGAUGAUGUGGAGGCUGUAGGUGGGGAAAUGGGAGGCGUGCCGAAGACGUGUGGAUACAUCAAGGAAGGUGCGGAACUGGAAGGCAGUGGCGACGAUGGGGAGGACGGGAUAGAGGGGUUUGAGAAUAUACCAUCGGUGUGGACGGCGGAGGCUGAAGGAGAAGACAAAGAGGUGAAGCAAAUUCGUAGGAAGCGCCAGGCGGAUCAGUAUGAGUACACCCCGACGAAGACCCGAUGUCCGUUGCUGCUGGUGGCCGAUUACCGGUUCUUCCAGGAAAUGGGCGGGAGCAACACGAAAACGACCAUCAAUUAUUUGAUAAGCUUGAUCGAUCGUGUUCACAAAAUCUACAACGAUACCAUCUGGCAGGAUCGUUCCGAUCAGGAAGGCUUCAAGGGGAUGGGCUUCGUCAUCAAAAAGAUUGUGGUUCAUUCGGAGCCCACGAGGGUGCGUGGCGGCGAGGCACACUACAAUAUGGUCCGCGAAAAGUGGGACGUACGCAACCUGCUGGAGAUCUUCUCCCGCGAGUACAGCCACAAAGACUUCUGCCUGGCUCACCUGUUCACGGACCUUAAGUUCGAAGGCGGCAUUCUAGGUCUGGCAUACGUCGGAUCGCCCCGGCGUAACUCCGUCGGUGGUAUCUGUACACCAGAGUACUUCAAAAACGGUUACACACUAUAUUUGAACUCCGGGUUGAGCAGCUCCCGGAACCACUACGGUCAACGGGUUAUAACGCGCGAAGCGGACCUCGUCACAGCGCACGAGUUCGGGCACAACUGGGGCUCAGAGCAUGAUCCGGAUAUUCCGGAAUGCUCGCCGAGUGCCUCCCAGGGUGGCAGCUUCCUGAUGUACACCUACUCGGUCAGUGGGUACGAUGUGAAUAAUAAAAAGUUCUCGCCAUGUUCGUUGCGAUCGAUCCGCAAGGUACUGCAGGCCAAAUCCGGUCGGUGCUUCUCCGAACCGGAGGAAUCGUUCUGCGGCAAUUUGCGGGUAGAAGGUGAUGAGCAGUGCGAUGCCGGGCUGCUGGGUACGGAGGAUAACGACGGUUGCUGCGACAAGAACUGCAAGCUAAGGCGGAGUCAAGGGGCAGUUUGCAGUGAUAAAAAUUCACCGUGCUGCCAGAACUGCCAGUACAUGAUGGCCGGGGUGAAGUGUCGGGAAGCCCAGUACGCAACAUGCGAACAGGAAGCCCGAUGCACUGGAAGCCAUGCUGAUUGUCCCAAAAGUCCCCCGAUGGGAGACGGUACCAUGUGCCAGGAGCGAGGACAAUGUCGCAACGGAAAAUGUGUACCGUACUGUGAGACGCAGGGAUUACAGAGCUGUAUGUGCGAUACGAUGGCCGACGCUUGUAAGCGGUGCUGUCGGCAGAGCAUCAACGAGACGUGCUUCCCGGUGGAGCCACCGGAUGUGCUGCCCGACGGAACGCCCUGCAUUCAAGGAUUCUGCAACAAGGGGAUGUGCGAGAAAACGAUCCAGGAUGUGGUGGAACGGUUCUGGGAUAUCAUCGAGGAGAUCAACAUCAAUAAGGUGCUACGAUUUUUGCGGGACAACAUAGUCAUGGCCGUGGUGAUGCUGACAGCGCUGUUCUGGAUACCCGUCAGUUGCAUUAUAUCUUACUUUGAUCGAAAAAAGCGCAAGGAAGAUUGGAAGGAAUACGAAUGGAGCCAGAAGUUGGAUUUGAUUCAUCCCAGCGAUCGCAGACGCGUGAUCCACAUUAGGGUUCCACGCCAGAAGAUAACCGUCGCACGAAUGUAAGUAAUCGUCUACAUUUAGAUACUUUCCUUCCCACACCCCAAGCUCUAGUCCCCAUUGCAUUUAAGAU
Ochlerotatus camptorhynchus is the source of this 2403-nucleotide messenger RNA. It is a transcript of the gene Tace, whose product is annotated as ADAM 17-like protease Tace. Gene Ontology annotation, biological process: Notch signaling pathway; membrane protein ectodomain proteolysis. The record is from RefSeq and is a predicted model, not a curated record. Lineage: Eukaryota; Metazoa; Arthropoda; Insecta; Diptera; Culicidae. Gene Ontology annotation, molecular function: metalloendopeptidase activity. Bases 33 to 2336 code for a protein of 767 amino acids. The transcript has 7 exons. Gene Ontology annotation, cellular component: plasma membrane.